This is a messenger RNA of Schistocerca serialis cubense, 1912 nucleotides long. RefSeq names its product transcription factor 15-like. Gene Ontology annotation, molecular function: protein dimerization activity. The transcript has 3 exons. The record is from RefSeq and is a predicted model, not a curated record. Bases 777 to 1553 code for a protein of 258 amino acids. NCBI's taxonomy places the organism in Eukaryota, Metazoa, Arthropoda, Insecta, Orthoptera, Acrididae.
CAGGCGCCACGGCCACACGUGCUGCAGACGUCGCAGGAGCGCCCGUGCGUCGCGUUGCGGAGGGCCGCAGGUGCCACUUGGAGACUUCUAUGCGUGGUUAGAACACGAACUCUCGUACACGGCCACUUACGUUUCAAUAAUACGGAAUCAUCGACAUGACACCCGCUUAAUCAUACUGACAAUCGGAUUACAGGUUCCUGCGUCAGCGAACUGUGGAUCUCAUUUGGCUCAACUCUUUUUCACUCCAAAAUGAUGUGAUGAGACCUCAAACGAAGGAUUUAUUGACAUUCAUGGUGAAAAAAAAUUUUUUCGUAUAAUCUGAAAACUAGAAACCAUGCAAAUAAUAACUUCUACGGAACGCUUGCUCUGUGUCAGUACUCAGCAGUCAAAAAUAUAUGAUUGACAUUGGAAAGUACAGUCUUCCACAGCCUGCUCAAUAUCCGUUAUAAGAGUUGUGUAUGACGUGCUUUACUGUAAUGUCGCUGCCAAGAGUACUUGUUAACAAAAUCAAUCCGCCAUAGUAACUGAUCAGCGACCAGUCUGAAUCGAAUUUGUACUGUAGCCGACAAGAACGCACCAAAAAUAUCUGAACUGUACCGCGGUCAUUCCGCCACUUACUGUCACAUUUCAUGUGUAUUAGUGGCCAGGGCAGUCAGCGAAAUCAUUUUAAGAUGUGAUUCUUCACUGGGGGACCGCGAGUUCUGGUAGACGAGUUCCGAUGGAGACAGGGAGGACAGCAUUCGACGACAGAGGGCUCUGCGGGAGCCACCGCCGCCAUGCCGCCCUGCACCACUGGCAGUGACAUGGACAGUUUAAUCCGCGUGGAGACGCCGUCGAGUCUGGACUCGAACAACAACCCCCCAGAAAACCUCAUCUGCCCGGAGACCACCUGCAGCGAGGGGAAAGAACUGGUGAACGGACUGUCGGGUUCCGAUUCGGUUGCCGAGGAGGCAGCGGUCGGAGAGGGGCGGAAAGGGAGAUACUCUCUGAGGCCGCGCUCGCUGCUCAGGCCGCAGAUCACCGAGUACGUCGUCGACGAGUGUGCGGUAGCAGGGGGCGGCGGAGACGAGCGGGAAGAGCCGUCGCAGCCGUGCGAGGGCGGCGCCGGCAGGAGGGGCGGCGGGGGCGGCAGGAGGGCGCGGCGCCAGGCGCAGCCGCUCAGCAGGUACCGCCGCAGGACGGCCAACGCCCGGGAGCGCGAGCGCAUGCGAGAGAUCAACGCCGCGUUCGAGGCGCUGCGGCGCGCGCUGCCGCCCGGCCACCCCCAGGAGCUGCAGGAGCAGGCCGGCGACAAGGUCACCAAGAUCGCGACGCUGAGGCUCGCCAUCCGCUACAUCGCCGAGCUGACGCGCGCGCUCGAUGCCGUCUCCUCGGCGCAGCUGCCGGAGGAGCCGGACUGCGGUCCCCAGAGGGCGCUGCCGCCCGUCUCGUCACUGCUCACGCUGACUGCCGGCCCGCUGCUGGGGCUGCGGGACGACGACAGCCCGCUGCCGCUGCCACUGUGUCUGACGCCGCCUCCCGGCCUCGAUGACCUGUGCCUCGAACCGCGGUGACACCCACUGUUCUCGAAACUAUUGGACGUCGCCUGCAUGAAUCAUGAGUGGCUCUUCGACUGCUCGGACGAAUGGCACCUGAUUCCACACGUCAGCACAGACGCUUUCACUGGGUGAUUGUUGGUGCUGUCGCUAAACAUCCAGAAUACAAGACAGAUUGCAAAUGUGUACGUGGUACCACUGCCUGAGUUUCAAGUGUUCGACGUGAAAAAUUUAAGACAUAUUACGACUGCUCUCGGCAGACCUAGAGAUAACACUUUAUCUGUGAGACAAUAUAUGAACUUCCCUCUCCGAUUUUGUGUGAGCACCUCAGUGCUUGUAGAAAUGACUCAACCAAAUAAAUUUGAAUACAAAAGUAA